Molecule: messenger RNA, 555 nt
Organism: Cutaneotrichosporon cavernicola
Lineage: Eukaryota; Fungi; Basidiomycota; Tremellomycetes; Trichosporonales; Trichosporonaceae
Exons: 2
Coding region: 1-555 (184 amino acids)
Source: RefSeq, a predicted model, not a curated record
AUGUCUUACACCAGACCAUCGCUCAAGACUUUGAGAAUCUCCUCACCCACCUUUACUGACGAUGCACUUGAAUAUCAACUUCUAGUGGGACCACAUGCCUGUCGGCCCGGAGAAAUCCCAUCCGGCGCCCGCCUUUGGAACAUGUCUUGGGGCCUCAUCCGUUUCUUCGAGGUUUGGGACGAGUCCGGGGUCUUCGAACUGGCCAGCAGGAGGAUGUUUGAGGAAGAGGAAGAGGAUGGUCCUUAUGACGAGUUCGACUACGAAGACGACGACGACGACGACGACGACGAGUACCUUGGGGAAUUUAUCCCGAAGGAACGCCCGCAGUACUCAUACCACUACGACUCGACGCCCGAGCGCACUCCCUCACCCUCCUACUCGCCGUAUUCCCCCCGCGCCAUGAACUCGUUCGAGCCACCAUUCGUCGUGGCCAAGCACCAGUGGCCAGUCGUCUUUGGGAAUGGUGAACCCGUGCUCUCGCGCUGGCUCCUGUCCUUUGAAUUGACAGCUACACUCUUGCAGGAGAAGGCGUCCGAACUCGCCUCCUACUACUAA